Messenger RNA from Pogona vitticeps (central bearded dragon), 2874 nucleotides. RefSeq names its product GABA type A receptor associated protein like 1 (gene GABARAPL1). The record is from RefSeq and is a predicted model, not a curated record. NCBI's taxonomy places the organism in Eukaryota, Metazoa, Chordata, Lepidosauria, Squamata, Agamidae.
GGCUGGACCCGCCGCUGUUUGUUGUCUCUCCUGGGAUCAGCUGACCGGCGGAAGCGGGCGGGAGGAUCCAGCCUGCAGCCGCGGAGGAGGAGGAGGAGGACGCGCCGGGCUUGGCUGGCUGGACCCGCUCCGAGGACCGUCGAUUCCGCCGGGAAGGACGAGCGAGCCAGGAGAGCGCGCGUCAAAGCCUUGCCCUCGCCAUGAAGUUCCAGUACAAGGAGGACCAUCCUUUUGAGUACAGGAAAAAGGAAGGGGAGAAAAUCCGAAAGAAAUACCCGGAUCGGGUGCCUGUGAUUGUAGAGAAAGCACCGAAAGCCAGAGUACCUGAUCUGGACAAACGGAAGUACCUUGUCCCAUCCGAUCUGACAGUUGGCCAAUUCUACUUCUUGAUCCGAAAGCGAAUCCACUUGAGGCCAGAGGACGCCCUGUUCUUCUUUGUCAAUAACACGAUUCCUCCCACCAGUGCUACUAUGGGCCAACUGUAUGAGGACAAUCAUGAGGAAGAUUAUUUUCUCUAUGUGGCUUACAGUGAUGAAAGCGUAUAUGGCAAGUGACGCCAUGAUCUGCCAGCCUCAGAGAUGCAAUGAACUGAAAGGACUAUUGCGAGAGGGAUUUUGUGUCAGAUGGAACGAGGAAGAAGAGGAAGAAAGAACUGGACAAAACCCACCAGAUAUUUCAUGUCAUCAUGAUUUCAUGCCAUCAUUAUUAAUUGAUUAGGGUUAAUAAUUAUUACUGUUAUUUAAUUUAAUCUUUGGGGAGAAAGUGAGGUUUCUCGGAGCUACCUGUCUAAUGUUUUUUUCAGAUCGAGAUUCUUUGGCCAAGUUCCCUGACCUUCCAUUCUGUCAACUGGCAUUUUCAGGAGGAGGAAGAGAAAAUGAGAGCGAGCAAAAGGCAACCUUAGUCCCAUUACAUAUGCUUUCCCCUGUCAAGUCAGCCAAAGGGAGUUAAUAGCAAGACAUGUAGGCCCGACGGGCAUCCCCUACAUUUCCCUUGCUUUCUCUUUAUGUCUUCACUAUUCUAAAUCACAGAGUUGUGGUGAAACUGUAAGACAGUAGCCUCCUCUCUGGGCAUGAUGAACACAUUAUCCGCAUUCCUCUAUUUUUUUUUUCUGAAGCCAUUUCUGCCGUUCUCCUCCUGGCCUGGGUCUCCUUGACAGGUGUACCACACCUGUCCUUCUUCCUCCAGCUGUAGCGUUUUUGAUCCCGUUCAUAUUACAGCAGUAAUGAACGAUUACAGAUGCCACUCAGUAUCGGUGAAGUUGUUUAAAAUCUCUUCCCGGUUGGACCAGUCGCCUUCAAGAAACAGCAUGGCCCCAUUUUCACUGAUUGCAUGAGCAUUUUGUGCCGUUACGUGUCCUUGCCUAUAAGUAAAAGGCUAAUCACUUUUGGGUCACCAUCAUUUUACCUUGAAACCUCUGCUGCUCCCUUUGUUUUUCUCAAUGUAUCCAAGGUGAGGGGGACUUGGGGGGUAUCUUUUGCAUAGAAUCUUAGAACUGCCGAGCUGGAAGGGACUUUAUGGAUCAUUGAGCCCCUGUCAAGGAGGCACCAGGGGUGGGGUGGGGAUCAAAAUCCCAACCCUAAACCACUGAGCUAUUGAGCAGUAAGCAUCUACUGUAUCCUAUUAGAAAAAAAAUAUUCCUCUUACUGGGAGUUGCGCCCCCCCCAAUACACUCUUUUAUCCCUGCUUCUUGACAUACCCUUUCCAGCAAAAAAUCUGAAGACGUCUGGGUGCAUGUUUUUUUUCACCACAUUGCAAUGGCAAUGGACGUCCUUUGAAAUGUGAUGGAUGCUGGGAUUUCCCUUUUUCUCCCUUUAUGCUUCAUUAUUCUAAAUCAGGGGGGUCAUGAAAUUUAGAGCUGCUCAUUUUAAGGCUUACAUUGACACAAUUACAGUAACUGAUUUCCUUGUCCUGUGGCAGCUUUGAGGGUAUUUAGAAGAAAGGUGAAGACUAAGAAGGAUUGGAAGUGUAUAAUAUGAGCAAAAUGGAAAAAGAUCUGUGGCUGGAGGUCAAAUGUUUGCCUCAGGAAGCCUGAACUCUUGCAUGACAGUGAAUCUUUCAAAGGAUCUGUGGAGUUACAGGAAUUAGCCACAACUCAGCCUCUUCUCUGAAUUCUCUUGUUCGUCGGUUUGGAAGUGUCAUCUCUUUACUAAACCUGUGAGAUGGCAAGGAACAGGCCUUCAUCAGGUGAUAUCUGAAGAACUCAAAUGUAACAGAAUAUUGAGUAAAUUACAUUGAGGGGCUUUUGUAGAGCUGAAAAAAUCUUGGAUGAGAAUUGUGGAAUAUACACUGGUAACGAGUACAUGUUACAAUGGUAACAGGCAAUAAGGCCCUCACACUUUCCCAACAUCAGGGUCUUUUCCAGGGAAAUAAGGAAGGCUAGUAUGUUUAAUUUUGUUAAUUAUUUUGAUGCCUAAGCCCCUUUUUGGCAACGGAUUCUACCUGGGUCCUUUUAAGGAGAAAGGCAGGGUAAAAAUAUAUUUUAAAUGCAUAAAUAAAAUUCUGUUGGCCCAUUUCCCCCAUUUUAAAGCUGUCUUAAGAAACAUACUCCAGAGUCAGAGCCGUCCAUGCGAGUCAAAGCAUGUGGAGAGCUCUAGGGUGCAUGAUUGCUCACUUGCAUAUUCUCCUAGAGAUGCAGUAGAUUCUGAAGGAGACCUUGAGUUACCCUAACCCCUCUCACUGUUGACCUUUAAGCAAUGCCAUGUUUAAAAGUUUUAUUUAUAAUGGAAUUAAGACAUUUAUUUUACAUUUCACUCAACUGCAACUCGUAAAAGGUAGUGCUAGUUAUUCUUUCUGUGUCAUUAAUUCUAGCGAGCUUCAGGUUCCUACAAAAAUUCAUGUUACAUUGGCUCAGUUAAUAAACACUUGAAAAUCCAG